GGCCCAUUUUAGGUAAUCUAGACCACUGAUCUGUAGACCCCACCAUGGAGGGACCAUUACCAAAAAAAAAAAUCUCCCUCACUGGAAGACAUAUUCACUAGUCUUGCGACCCUUUUCAGUUGAGUGUGGAUCGUGUUCUUGACCGUCUACUUGUGGGCCACAAAUCAAAAGGUGACUAUCAGUCUAUCGAGGGGACUUUUCAAGCAUCACCCAUCUACGGUGGGAGACAAAAGAUCACUGGUACAGAUCAACGACCCAUGAACCCCAGUUGCCAGAACUGAAUAUCCAUCUAUACUGCAAAGCCUCGGGCCGUGGAUCCUAUAAUUCUCUCUUCCUUGAAAACGAAAACGUUCAAAACCCAAACUCAUCCCCUCCAUACGUAGGUGCACUCUUACCUCUCAAAUGGGGUGUAAGAUAAACACCUCUAAUUCUCCAAUCCUCUUCAAACUCUCCACAAGAACACCCACAACCAUCCCCUCUUCUAUUCCAGUCCAACCCAAAAGGCCCAAAACACAUUCCAUAACUUAUUCAUCAUCUUCCAACAAAGGCCCAAUCCCACAACGACCCACCACUACUGCAACCACUCAAAACCAACAGCUGAAAACUGUCCUUUACAAUGUGAAGUUCCAAACUCUAAGGUCCUGUAAGCUUGGCAUCUCCAGAUAUCCUGACUUUGAUUAUAAUGCCGAAGGAGGAACGGGAACAGCAGCGGGGACAAAGAACACUGCUAUUGUAUCCGACAAAAUCUCCAUCUCUUUCGAUGCGCAGACUCUCUAUAUUCCACCAUUGACGGAUUCAACGACAAGGUUCUUGGGAUUGCCAUUGCCGCCUUUUCUAAAGAUUGACAUCCUUCCAGAGCUCUUUCAGGGGACCAUCGAUGAAGAAACUGGACAGGUUGAUUUGGAAUUCAGAGCCAAGUUCCUGUUCUCUGUGGGGAGUAUCUACAGAGCUCCACCAUUGCUUGUUUCGACGGUGUUAACGUCAGAGGAAUCGAGGGGAAAGAUAAAAGGAGGGAGAGGCGAGAGAUUGGAUGGUGAAGGGAAGUGCAGGUUGGUUGGAGUGGCGACUGUCGAUCCCAUCAGUGAUCUUCUCAUGGAUUCAUUCCUUGGAUUGCCAACAGAAUGCCUUGCUGACUUGAAUGCAAUCAUCUCCAUCUCUACCUCUACCUGAGCUCUCUCACAUCCUAUCUUUACCAAUGUAAAGAGAAAGGCAAUGCCUUUACCUUUCUCGGAGCAGAUGAAACUCCCAUAGCCAUUAUAUUUCUCAUGCAAGCCCCGUAUGAGAUUUUAUAAACUUUUUUCCUUUUUCCUCUAUUAAAAGUGUGGAGAAGCACCCACGAAUCAUUAUCAUGGGCAGAAAAUUACCAAGAGACUGAAACCUACACCCUUUUUUCCCGCUUUCAUUAAUACCAUAUUAAAAUGUUGUACUGUUAUUAUAUUAUCAAAUGCAUAAGGGGUGUGAUCUAUCAAUAAAAUAGUAUCUCCCUAAAAACCUUGUAACAAUGUCAUUUUCUGCUGUACGAGCAUUUUUGGACAUUUCAGCUGCA
This is a messenger RNA of Magnolia sinica, 1546 nucleotides long. RefSeq lists its product as uncharacterized. Bases 403 to 1170 code for a protein of 255 amino acids. The record is from RefSeq and is a predicted model, not a curated record. NCBI's taxonomy places the organism in Eukaryota, Viridiplantae, Streptophyta, Magnoliopsida, Magnoliales, Magnoliaceae. The transcript is spliced from 2 exons.